AUGUCGACAUCUACGACACCAAUACCGGCGCCAUCGCCGUCCGUUCAGCGUUCAGUCUCAUCACACACAUCAGCACGUAAGAAGGAGAUACGUAAAACAUCACACACAGUUUCGGAUGGGACAAGCGUGAGUAUGAGUAAAAGAGCGGUAGAUGACGCUCUAGGUACCGCUGCAGGUCUCUCCAGUGGCGAUUUAUUCGCACGUAAUUUGUCCCUUAUGAGUGUAGCACAUAUUGCACGUGGUGUGGGUUUUGAAGCUGUGCAGAAAUCAGCGGCAGACGUAUUAGCAGAGAUAUUGCCGAAAUAUAUUCAACGGAUUGGUGGUGCAGCUAAAGAAAUUGCAGAGCUCGCAGGACGUACUCAACCUAAGGGUACGGAUGUGGUACAAGCAUUUCAGGAUUUAGACCCAGCACCAGUAGAGUUAAAGGAUCUUGUUAAGACCUUGGAGACUGCGAAGCGGCCAUUUCCCCGGGAUGUUCCAGCAUUUCCAGCUAAGAAGAGAGAUAUGUCAGGAAAUACAUUAGAACAGACCAAGAUUGGACGACGAGAAGGCCUUCCUCCACAUGUACCAAGCUUUUUACCUCCUUUACCCAAUCGUCAUACUUAUAGCUCGGAAAGGCGAGUAGUAGUUGAGAGAGAGCAAGAUAUUAAGCGUCAGAGACUUGAGCUACUUAGUGAGAAAGCUCAAGUGCGAAAUUCACUACAUGGACUGCAGACAGUGAUUGCAAAAAAACCGGCAAUUAUUGUGCGCCAGCCAACGUGGAAUGCUUUUCAAGGCUCAAUCGGUGAUACUGCUACCGAAAAUCCAUUUGUUCAGGCUCCGAUUGUGAGCCCAGUUGCAAAGACGUUAUUUGUCGGACCUGAUCGAGAGUUUGUUCCAAAUCUUGACAGAGUGAAAACUCAAUCAACGAAUUCACUGGAUACGAAUGUGACACUUCCAAAAUUAUCCAACCAAGAACAAGGAAAAGAAGAAAAGAUCUUGUCGGGUACCUUUCACGACGGUGAUUCAGAGUAA
Molecule: messenger RNA, 1014 nt
Organism: Plasmopara halstedii
Lineage: Eukaryota; Oomycota; Peronosporomycetes; Peronosporales; Peronosporaceae
Exons: 5
Coding region: 1-1014 (337 amino acids)
Cellular component (GO): transcription factor TFIID complex
Molecular function (GO): protein heterodimerization activity
Source: RefSeq, a predicted model, not a curated record